AUGGCAAUUGGCUCCAGUGUGUUCAAAAGCUUGUCGACCCUGAAUGCGGAGAAAUCACUUCAAAGCAAAACACAAGCCAAGACUCUGGUCAGUUGUCUCACAGUCCCUCCGCGAAGCCGCAACCCCGCGCGGGUGUCUCAGUCCUCCUAUCUUGACACCCACUCAAGUGUAGCUAGAUCGAAGCACAAGACGGGUAUGUCAGUUACGCGGGUCCCGCCAGACCUGGUACAGCAUAGCCAAGACUUGUCGCCUGCGAGCCACCCAAUUCGUCUGGAGUUUGUCUUCGACUACUUCUCCUCGGCAGCGUCGACCAUCAUGGCAAAGAAGGGCAUCGAGAAGCAGGCUCUGCUUUAUUGGAAGAAGCCUCAAGGGUUACUUGGUUUCGGUGAACCAUAA
Messenger RNA from Colletotrichum spaethianum, 396 nucleotides. RefSeq lists its product as uncharacterized. The transcript has 2 exons. The coding region runs from base 1 to 396 and encodes 131 amino acids. The record is from RefSeq and is a predicted model, not a curated record. Lineage: Eukaryota; Fungi; Ascomycota; Sordariomycetes; Glomerellales; Glomerellaceae.